This is a messenger RNA of Cercocebus atys (sooty mangabey), 963 nucleotides long. It is a transcript of the gene ATP5F1C, whose product is annotated as ATP synthase, H+ transporting, mitochondrial F1 complex, gamma polypeptide 1. Gene Ontology annotation, molecular function: proton-transporting ATP synthase activity, rotational mechanism. The record is from RefSeq and is a predicted model, not a curated record. Gene Ontology annotation, biological process: proton motive force-driven ATP synthesis. Lineage: Eukaryota; Metazoa; Chordata; Mammalia; Primates; Cercopithecidae.
GACUGAAGGAGAGAGCGAGGUGGGAGGGGCGCGCCAGGAGGCUUCUGCGCAUGCGCGCUGAGGCCUUCCUGACCGACCUUCAGCAGGGUUGGGGCUACCAUGUUCUCUCGCGCGGGCGUAGCUGGGCUGUCGGCCUGGACCUUGCAGCCUCAAUGGAUUCAAGUUCGAAAUAUGGCAACUUUGAAAGAUAUUACCAGGAGACUAAAGUCCAUCAAAAACAUCCAGAAAAUUACCAAGUCUAUGAAAAUGGUAGCAGCAGCAAAAUAUGCCCGAGCUGAGAGAGAGCUGAAACCAGCUCGAAUAUAUGGAUUGGGAUCUUUGGAUACUGUUUAAGGCAAAUGGACAGAAUGAACUAGCACCCACACAGUCCUCGAUCUGAGGACAGCAGCCAAUAAGAGUGUUUCUUCUUGUCUUCAAGGAAGACUUGAUCAACAGAUGAAAAGUGAGGUUGCUACGCUAACAGCAGCUGGGAAAGAAGUUAUGCUUGUUGGAAUUGGUGACAAAAUCAGAGGCAUACUUUAUAGGACUCAUUCUGACCAGUUUCUGGUGGCAUUCAAAGAAGUGGGAAGAAAGCCCCCCACUUUUGGAGAUGCGUCAGUCAUUGCCCUUGAAUUAGGCUCCAUCAUCUUUAAUCGAUUCAGGUCUGUCAUCUCCUAUAAGACAGAAGAAAAGCCCAUCUUUUCCCUUAAUACCAUUGCAAGUGCUGAGAGCAUGAGUAUCUACGAUGAUAUUGAUGCUGAUGUGCUACAAAAUUACCAAGAAUACAAUCUGGCCAACAUCAUCUACUACUCUCUGAAGGAGUCCAGCACUAGUGAGCAGAGUGCCAGGAUGACAGCCAUGGACAAUGCCAGCAAGAAUGCUUCUGAGAUGAUUGACAAAUUGACAUUGACAUUCAACCGUACCCGCCAAGCUGUCAUCACAAAAGAAUUGAUUGAAAUUAUCUCUGGUGCUGCGGCUCUGUAA